GAAUUAUCCUCUGAGAAAUCAAAGAAAAUACAAAAACAAAUUGCAACGUUGAAGAAGAGGAAAGAACCUGGAUCCACGUCCUGAUCCAGAAGAAAUGACACGUACCAAACAUGGCUGUGUUCGAGAACACGUCUGUGCUGUUGGACCUGAAGAAUUUGUCCUACAAAGAGAAGAAGAAGCUGAAGUCGGCAGUGACGGAGAACGGAGGCAGCAUUUCCUUUGUGGUCAAUAAAAAGUGCACUCUGAUAGUGACCAGUGACGUGUCCAACCUGAGCUCCAACAGGCUGCGGAGCAUCAGCAAGCACCAGACGCCCGUGGUGGGGGUGGAUUACAUUUACACAUGUCUGCACAGAGGAGGUCUUCUGCCUGUGGAUGAAUUCAAACUGGACACCUCACCUCCUCUUCCUCUCUCCUCACUGGGGCCCGCUCCACAUCACGUACCAGUGAUCACAGCGGCUGUCGAGCGCCCCAGAGGUAAAUCCAAGCCUUUCAGUCUGACUCCGAGCGCAGAGUCUCCAGAGAGGAGCGCAAACGUCCUGGACAAGUUCAGAAUUUACACUGAAACUGAUUCUGAUCUUCCAUCGUAUCCCAACGAUUUCCAAGUGGCAAAAUAUUCAAUCUUUGAAAAGAUUAACAGCAACACUUGGUGUGUGCUGGAGCUGCAGAGUUUUAAAGGACGACAGUUCCGUGUGGUCCGCUGCUGGAGGAAUGAUGCAGAAGCGAAGAAGGAGCUGGUGUUUCUGUCCACGUCUGAGGACGCUGUAGAUGUGUACCAGGCGCUGAGAGAGACCUGGCAGGCCGCUGGUCUGCAGCCGAGACGCAGCAUCCCUCCACUGUCCGGGGGCCUGGGUUCCUUCCCCCUGCAGCAGCUGCUGCUGGAGGAGAAACUGAACACAGGGAGCAUUUCGCAGGAGGUGGGCGUCUUCGUGGAGCUGCUGUGGACCGAAGCCCUCGGUCGACUCAGCCUCCUCCUUUUCCAUCCAAUCGACAAGAUCAGCCUCAAUGAUGUGAGCAGGGCGGAGGGCUUGUUGCUUCAGGCCCAGAGGAAGCUGAAGGAGGGAAACAUUUCUGAGACGUCGCCUCUCUUGCAAGAGUUUUUGACUCUGCUGCCAAACAGGCUGCCGGCUUCACUGCUCAACGCCAAGGACAUCUCUCAGAAACUGGACUUCUGUCAGUUAAUUCGAGACGUCCUGAGCGUGAGUGAGAUGUCUCUGAGAGGCCCCGCCCCCUCCAGUCUGGGGAAGUACCGCGCCCUGAGGUGCAGCGUUGAGACCGUUCCCCCCGGCAGCUCCGAGUUUCAGGCGGUGACAUCUGUGCUGCGGGACAGCAAACUGCAGAUUCUCCAGAUUCUGCGAGUCGGCCGAGGGGUGGAGCUUGAGACAUUUAAGAACGAGCUGGGGAACGUUAACAUGCUUCUUCACUCAUCGAGCCCCUGUAACUUUGUAGGAAUCCUGUCUCGUGGUCUGCUGUUGCCCCACACCGGAGUAGAGCAUCAUGGGAUAGAGAGAACAGACCUCGGUAAUCUGGGCAGUGGAAUCUACUUCAGUGACGCCGUCAGCACCACUUUAAAAUACUCCAGGCAAAGUGUGGCCGACGGCUCUCGGCUGCUGUUGGUGUGUGAUGUGGCGCUGGGGCGUUGCAGGGACGUCCACAAGAGAGACGUCACACUGACCCAAGCCCCCGAGGGCCACCACAGUGUGCACGGAGUCCGCUGCACCCCUGAAACCCACUCUGAGUUUGAGGAUGACGAGUACGUGGUGUACAGUCCCGAUCAAGUGAAACUGAAGUACGUGGUUCAGUUCAGCAUCGAGGGAGAAUUGCUGAAGGAGUUCAGUCCUGCCGUCGACACUUCUGCUGAGCCGCGUCCGCCUCCGUCUCUCCAAG
Paralichthys olivaceus (Japanese flounder) is the source of this 1884-nucleotide messenger RNA. Lineage: Eukaryota; Metazoa; Chordata; Actinopteri; Pleuronectiformes; Paralichthyidae. The record is from RefSeq and is a predicted model, not a curated record.